This is a messenger RNA of Dermatophagoides farinae (American house dust mite), 1815 nucleotides long. Lineage: Eukaryota; Metazoa; Arthropoda; Arachnida; Sarcoptiformes; Pyroglyphidae. The record is from RefSeq and is a predicted model, not a curated record.
AUAGCGUGGAACUAUUGUUCCAAAUUGUUUUCAAUGGAUCAUUGUUGACAAUUCAUUAUAUUCUAACACAGUGGAUGGAUGAUGUAAAUGUAUUUUGAUUCAUGAUUACCCCAUGGCAUUUUGGAGCAGACAUUGAGCAUUUUUACUAUUUUCAAAACGUUUCAAGACAUUUGUAACAUUGUAGUACAGAAAUAUUAUUCUUCAUCGAACAAUAAAUAAUUGGCUAAGAUUAACAAUGGUUAAUUUGUCAAACUGUCGAAUUCAGGCUAAGGAAAAAUCUGAAUGUGAAAAUGUUGUUCAAAAUCAAAACAUUUCUAUACGAUGCAUUGAAACAUAUUGUUGAAGAAAAUGGCACCAUACAAUAUCGUCGAUUGCAUUAUGCCGAUCUUGUGCUUUAUCUUUAUUGGCUGAUACGAGCAUUAUUCAUUUCAUUAAUCUAUAUAGAUCCAGAACGAUUUCCAUUAUAUCGUUAUGAUUAUGCAUCAUUAUAUUUCUGGGAUCAUCGUAGAAUUCUGAAUAAAUUUUUCGUCAUUAUAAUUUUCUUACUAAUAAUGAUCGGUUUGCUUUGUAUUAAAACAUUUUAUUUUCCGAAACAACAUGAUGAUGAUGAAUUACGAUUUCAAGUACUGUAUGAUUGUAUCGUUCAUAAUACUGAUCAAUAUUAUAAAAGCCGAGAUACGGAUGAAAAUAUUGCCAUGAAAUUGUCCCAACGUUACGAAAAUUAUCAUCAACAAUUCGUUCGUAAUCAUCGUUUAUUAUCACAAAUCACACCUAUUGCUAAACGUGUGGUUUCAUUCAAAGUUUGGCGUGAUUCAUGGCUUGAAAUGGAUCGUGUUGAUAAAAUUUUAUUCGAAAAAAUCAAUAAAAUGAAGCUAUUUCCUUAUGCAACUUUCAAAGGACGUUCUUAUAUAGUGUUGUUCAUCUUGUUUGCCGAUCGUGUUAAUUAUAUUGGACAUUUAUUAUAUAUUUUCGUAACUCCAAUUGCUGUUCCUAUAGUUCUUUAUCAACUGUUCUCUUAUGAAUUGGUCAAGAAUUCAUUGUGGAUGAAAAUUACUCUAAUGAUUGAAACAACAAUUUUCAUUUAUAAUGCAUUUCUCUUAAUUCAAUCAGCAAUGCUUCUCGCUUGUACAAUAAUGUCAACAUAUCAAGCAUUUCAUAGUGGAUUAUCAUAUCUGAAUCAAAUGUUUGUUUCAAUAUUGGAUAAAUCACGUCACCAUAAUGGAAAACAAAUCACCAGGAAAGAUGUGCUGAAUCUUGGUUUAAUUUAUCGACAACAUAAUAAAUUAUCUUAUUAUGUUUUACAUGAUGAUAAAAAUACCUGGAGUCAAUCAUUAUACUAUUAUGCAUUGAUUAGCAUACCAAUCAAUAUAACAUUGUUGUGUGAAUUAAUUGUGGAAGAUAUACCGGCACAAACGGAAUUUGUAUUCAUUGUAAUUGCUGUUGUACAUGCUAUUACCGGUGUUAUUCCAUUUAUGGCCCUGGCACAUGUAUCCAGUGCAUUUCAUAAAAUCCGUGAUCAUAUCUUGCCUAUGCAGCUAAAAUUAAAACGUAAUUAUUUACGAACAAAAUUGAAAUAUGAUGAUCUCUAUGAACGUUUGAUGCAUGGUAAAAAAAUUGCCUUUACAUUUGGCUAUCUUGGUAAUCUGACAUUUCGGGGGUUAUUCGAAGCGUUCCUUAGUUAUAUUGCGGCUUUCUUUCUCAUCAUGGGUUUCUAUAUGAAAGAACAUUCAACAUGAAUAAUUACGAUUUGAUCAAAUGAUGAUGAUUCUCUAUAAUUUUAUUGCGUUUAACCUUUAAUUAUGAAUCCUUUUAUCG